Molecule: messenger RNA, 843 nt
Organism: Gracilinanus agilis (Agile Gracile Mouse Opossum)
Lineage: Eukaryota; Metazoa; Chordata; Mammalia; Didelphimorphia; Didelphidae
Gene: IL15RA
Product: interleukin 15 receptor subunit alpha
Exons: 6
Coding region: 1-843 (280 amino acids)
Biological process (GO): interleukin-15-mediated signaling pathway
Cellular component (GO): plasma membrane
Molecular function (GO): interleukin-15 receptor activity
Source: RefSeq, a predicted model, not a curated record
AUGACGGGGAGGGCAGAGGCGGGAAGCCUCAACUUAAUGGCAUACUGCAGCCAGUUUCUGCGCUGUCGGGUCAUCGCCCAGCCCCUGCUGCGGCUACAGCUCCUCCUCCUACUGCUGCAGCUAGUGCUGCUGCUGCUACCGCCGUCCUGCGCUUUGCGAGAAGUGACAUGCCCAACUCCCAGAUCUGUUGCACAUGCAGAUAUUCAGGUAAAGAGUUACAGUGUGAAGUCCAGGGAGCGAUAUGUUUGUCAUUCGGGCUUCAAACGUAAAGCCGGGACGUCCAGCCUUACUGAGUGUAUUCUGGACCAGAGCUCGAACAUUGCCCACUGGAGAGAACCCAAUCUGAAAUGCAUCCGAGAUCCCUCCCUGGUUCAGCCUUCCUCAACAAUGUCAACAAAGGAAUUUCUCACCUCUUCUGAGAAAGGCUUCACUGUAGAACCAGAAGCUUCCACAUCACUCAAGUCAGACACCACAGUGGCAACAGAGACAGUCGUGGUGUCAACCUCUAACUCCUUCUCAUCAACCACACAUACAGCAUCUUCAGCAUUAGCAGGUACGAUCUUGAAGCCAGUCUCCGAGGAGAUAUCAUCAGAACCACCUUCUGCAACAGUCAUAAUGACAACCCGAAACUGGUCCUUCACAGUCUUGGCUCAAACAACAGCACAGACCGUGGAACAAUCCUCCCCCAGUACCCAUGGGAUAAUACCAGCACUUGUUAUCGUAUAUGCAGCAUAUCGUCUCUGCAACAGAAGAAGGAAUCCAAUUGAAGAAAACCCUGUUGGGAUGGAAAGAAUACCAAUGGCAAGGAGAGCUGACAACAGAGAAGAAGACGUAGACAGCUAA